GACACGCACAACAACAUUAACUUCAUAAAACAAAUGAAUCACACAUGACAUAAACAUCAGAGCGCGUACACGAGAGGAUCUUUACUCACCUAAUGUCUCUCAGACAUUAAAUCCUGCAAGACUCUUGACAUAUUUACUGCAUAACAAGACUUUUGAAAUGGUUUCAUACAAGAGACUCACCCCUGAGGAGGUUCAUUUCUCAGGAGCCGCAUUGUUGGAUCCGUCGCCUGAUGAGUCGACGGACCCCGAGGUGAAGGAAUUAGACCCUGAACUGCCCCUGCUGCCCCAGAGACCUCGCUGCUCCAUCACCGCUGGCCUUCUGACCCUCGGAGGACUUAUUUUGGUUCUUUCCUGCGUCUGGCUGUUGGGAACUUUAUUCUGGUUGCACAGUCCCCCCUCCACAGACCCUCAUAGACUGCCACCACCCGCCAUGGACCCUGGCAGGGUGCGGGGAAAUGGGACGUGGCUUCAGCCGGAGUCCUGCUCCAAAGUUACUGACGCUUGGAGGUUUGACUGUUAUCCGGAGAGAGGUGUGGUGGUUACAGAGGAGAUGUGCCAUGCUCGAAACUGCUGCUUUAUACCUCGAUCACAGGGUGAGACAUCGGGACGGAACGGUGUGCCGUGGUGUUUCUACACACCUGAUUUUCCAUCCUACGAGUUAGUAUCUGUGAGUGACAAUGAAAUGGGAAUGGUCGGAAAACUGCUGCGGAAGAAAAAGACGUACUACCCAAAAGACAUUGAUACCCUACAGCUUGACGUGAUUUAUGAGGAUGACAACAGGUUGCGUGUAAGGAUUACAGAUCCCACUCAGAAGAGGUAUGAGGUGCCCAUAGAUGUUCCUGUAGUCGAGAAACCAGCAUUAAAUCGGUCUUACAACGUAGAAUUCAUCAAUGAACCUUUUGGGCUGGUUGUCAAGCGAGCCCUCACUGGGACUGUAUUGCUGAAUACAUCCAUAGCUCCUCUCUUCUACGCCGAUCAGUUCCUGCAGAUGUCCACGUUAUUACCAUCACGUUUCAUAUACGGGCUGGGGGAACACCGCUCCAACUUUCUCCAUGACGUCCAGUGGAACACACUCACCAUGUGGGCUCGAGACGUCCCACCAACGGAGCUGACCAACCUCUACGGAGUGCAUCCAUUUUACCUCUCAAUGGAAUCUGAUGGAAAGGCACACGGGUUCUUCAUGCUCAACAGCAACGCCAUGGAUGUGGCCCUGCAGCCCGCCCCCGCCCUCACCUGGCGCAUGAUUGGUGGAAUCUUGGACUUUUACAUGUUCCUUGGCCCAGAUCCGAGCUCUGUGAUUGUUCAAUACCUGGAUGUUAUCGGUAAGCCUGCAAUGCCCAUCUAUUGGGCUCUGGGCUAUCAUCUGUGCAGAUGGGGCUACAAGUCAAGCAACAAAACCUGGGAUGUUGUGAAAGAAAUGAGGAAUUAUGGGAUACCACAGGACGUGCAGUGGAAUGACAUCGACUACAUGGAUCGUGCAUUAGACUUCACUUAUGAGCCUGUGAACUUCUCCAGCUUACCCGACCUCGUGAAAGAUCUUCACAAACAUGACCAGCACUACGUCAUGAUCCUGGAUCCUGGUAUAAGUAGCACUCAGAAGUCUGGCUCCUAUUGGCCGUUUGAUGAGGGGGCUAAAAGGGGUCUUUUCAUCAAUGACUCGAAUGGAAACAUGCUAAUUGGGAAGGUCUGGCCUGGACUCACAGCAUUUCCAGAUUUUUCCAAUCCAGACACGCAUGACUGGUGGUAUGAGAAUCUGAAGAGGUUCCAUGAAAAGGUGCCGUUUGACGGCGUGUGGAUCGACAUGAACGAGCCGUCGAAUUUCUUUGAUGGAUCACAAAAUGGUUGUCCAGAGAAUGAACUGGACAACCCUCCGUACACGCCAGGUAUUCUAGGCGGCACGUUAAAGGCUAAGACUCUGUGUGCAUCAGCAAGACAGAAGAUCUCCUCUCACUACAACAUACACAGUCUGUAUGGACUCAUGGAGGCCAAAGCCACUGAAAGUGCCUUAAGGAAGAUCACAGGGAAACGUCCAUUCGUCAUUUCCCGCUCCACGUUCCCCAGUCAGGGCAGGUACUCGGGUCACUGGCUCGGAGACAACAAGAGCCAAUGGAAAGAUCUGGCCACAUCUAUACCAGGUAUGCUGACGUUUAACAUUCUGGGCAUCCCUCUUAUCGGAGCAGACAUUUGCGGUUUUGGGGGCAGCACCACAGAGGAACUUUGCGUUCGGUGGACCCAGUUAGGGGCUUUCUACCCGUUCACAAGAAAUCACAACUCUAUAGAUGAACAGGAUCAGGAACCAAGUGUGUUCAGUCCGGCAGCUCGUACAGCAAUGAAAGAAGUCAUACUACUGCGAUAUUCCCUUUUCCCACAUCUUUACACGCUUUUCCAUCACGCACACGUCAGUGGACGCACGGUCGCCACGCCACUGCUCUUCCAGUUCCCAACAGAUAUAAAAACAUAUGGAAUAGACAAGCAGUUCCUAUGGGGAAAUAGUUUGCUGGUUACACCCGUGUUGGAGCCAGGUGUGGAAUAUGUUGUGGGGUAUUUCCCAAAAGGCCUCUGGUUUGAUUUCUACACGGGUGACUCAUUGGUUAGCAGUGGGGAGGAGAUCAAACUUCACGCUCCGCUGGAUAAAAUCAACCUGCACCUCAGAGAGGGUUCCAUCAUUCCUACACAGCGACCUAAUACAACGCUGUGGGUGAGCAGUGGUCAACCUCUUCACAUGGUUGUCUCUAUAAGUAAUGAGGGUCUUGCACAGGGGGAUCUGUACUGGGAUGAUGGGGAGACGAUCGAUUCAUAUGAGACCGAUCAAUACGCUUACAUUUAUUUCACAGUCAAACAGAACACAAUGAAGUCAGAAGUGCUGCAUACUCAUGAAGAGGCCACUUUCAUCACAGUGGAAACCGUUUCCUUUUACGGAGUGAAGCUGGAGCCUGAAAACGUGACCGUGAAUUCACACGAGGCGGCGUUUAUGUACCACGACAAUCAGGUGCUGGUCGUAACAGAUUUGGGUCUUAACCUCAGUCAGAACUUCACAAUCAGCUGGGUGUAAAUUUGAUUUUGAAGUCGCAAGCUGCAGUCAUGGACUUCUUUUACUCAUGAACCACCAGCUGCGUAAGAUCUCAGUUGGAACUUGGAGUAUGAAAGUACCUGUUUUUUAAUUAUCAUGUUGUAUUUCUCAGAUGUUCCUGUGCUACAUUAUCUGACAAAUUCAGUGUUACACUCAAUGCAAUACAUUUGAUGCGUUUUUAUCUCUGAUUUAUUGAUGAUAUUGAUUUGGUAAACUGUUUAAAGUUUUGGAGGUGAAAUCUAGAUAAGAGAUAAUAGAGAUAAUCCUCAUUAAAUUAAGUUUGCUGAUAUUAUACAUUUUAUUAUUAUUAACAUGUUUUCUGUUUGAUUGAGUUUGAUCUGCAUACAUUUUCCUCGGAGGGUUCAAAUAAUGUUUUAGAUUUUCUUCUAAAUUACAUAUAUGUAUAUAUUGUUUACGAGCAUAAUUGCACUGUUCAUGACAUUCUGAUGGUACAGUAUAUUGCAGAAAUGCAUGUCUGAUCUAUAGUUGCCAGCCAUUUACUUAUUUCCAUGUGCUGACAGGCUUUCAGUUAAUGUGAAUAUUUUGUUAUUAUUAAGUCAUUUUAAUGCAAAAAUGGAGAUACUACUAAAGUUUGAUUUUGCUGACACAACCACGGAAAAUUAUAGAAGAAUUAUGUAUGAACUGUGUAGUAUUCACUAAGGCUUAAAGAGAAAAUCUGCUGUAUUUUGUAAUUGCUACUACAGUAAUUGCUGUCGAUAUUAGAAUUCAAAGCAUAACAUUGUGCCUUAUAUUUCAUCCAAGCUGUGAUUCAACAUACAGUGUCUUUACUGUGAAUGUAUUAAAACCUUCUGUCCAAAACACUGGACUGCUUUACAACUUUUAUUUAAGUGUUAUGAUGAACUGGAAUUUUAAGGCAGUGACUUGGAUGUAGAAACACCUCUAAGCUUUAUAAGUGUCUGUCUUGAAGUGACCCUGAACUCGAGGAGGUUUAGAGGACAUAGCGGGUUGUGUGCAAUAAAGAUUUUAAGCAUUAA
Triplophysa dalaica is the source of this 4065-nucleotide messenger RNA. It is a transcript of the gene gaa2, whose product is annotated as alpha glucosidase 2. The transcript has 20 exons. Gene Ontology annotation, biological process: carbohydrate metabolic process. The record is from RefSeq and is a predicted model, not a curated record. NCBI's taxonomy places the organism in Eukaryota, Metazoa, Chordata, Actinopteri, Cypriniformes, Nemacheilidae. Bases 158 to 3052 code for a protein of 964 amino acids. Gene Ontology annotation, molecular function: alpha-1,4-glucosidase activity; carbohydrate binding.